AUGGGUACCGGUGACUGGGCCGCCGCUUACGAGAAGGCGCGUGCUUUCGUCAGCCAAUUGACCCUUCUUGAGAAGGUCAAUCUCACAACCGGUACGGGAUGGAUGAGUGAGGCCUGUGUUGGCAAUGUCGGCUCUAUCCCGCGUCUCGGCUUCGACUCCCUUUGUAUGCAAGACAGCCCUCUGGGUAUCCGUUUCGCAGACUAUGUUUCUGCCUUCCCUGCUGGUGGCACUAUUGCCGCAUCGUGGGAUCGCGGCGAGUUCUACCGUCGUGGAUACCAGAUGGGCAAGGAAAAUCGUGACAAGGGUGUUGAUGUUCAUCUUGGUCCCGUUGUUGGUCCUCUUGGUCGCAACCCCAAGGGAGGUCGUAAUUGGGAAGGCUUCUCUCCCGACCCAGUCCUGUCCGGUAUUGCUGUCGCCGAAACUAUUCGCGGUAUUCAAGAUGCUGGUGUUAUCGCUUGCACGAAGCACUACAUCAUGAACGAGCAGGAGCAUUUCCGUCAACCUGGCGGCUUCGAAGAAUUGCCCUUUGUCGAUGCUCUUAGCUCGAACUUGGACGACAAAACUCUCCACGAAUUGUACCUGUGGCCCUUUGCCGACGCUGUCCGCGCCGGAACUGGAUCCAUCAUGUGUGCCUACAACAAAGUCAACAACUCCCAAGCCUGCCAGAACUCCUAUCUCCAGAAUUACAUCCUAAAGGGUGAGCUAGGAUUCCAGGGAUUCAUCUUGUCUGAUUGGGACGCUCAGCACUCCGGUGUCUCCUCGACGCUUGCCGGUCUCGACAUGACCAUGCCCGGUGACACAGACUUCAACUCUGGUGCUUCCUUCUGGGGAGCCAAUCUCACGCUGUCUAUCAUCAACGGAACGGUGCCCCAGUGGCGCCUUGACGACGCUUGCCUUCGUAUCAUGGCCGCGUACUACUACGUUGGUCGCGAUGAAGUCAGCACUCCAGUCAAUUUUGAUAGCUGGUCCCGCGAUACUUAUGGAUACUCUCAUGCCAUGGCUCGCGAAGGCUACGGUUUGAUUAACCAGCAUAUUGAUGUUCGUGCCGAUCACUUCCGUUCCAUUCGUCGCAGUGCAGCCAAAUCGACCGUUCUUCUCAAGAACAGCGGUGUUCUGCCCCUGUCAGGGAAAGAGAAGUGGACUGGUGUAUUCGGAAACGACGCGGCGGAAGGUGAGAAUGGACCCAACGGAUGCGCAGAUCGUGGCUGUAACAACGGCACCUUGGCCAUGGGUUGGGGCUCAGGGACAGCUGACUUCCCCUACCUCGUCACACCUUUGGAAGCCAUCAAGGGCGAGGUAGCUGAUCAUGGUGGCGUUGUCACGUCCGUGACUAACAACUGGGCACAAGCUCAGAUUGAGACUUUGGCCAAGCAAGUCAGCGUUGCCAUUGUCUUCGUCAACUCGGACUCUGGUGAAGGCUACAUCACCGUCGACGGUAACAUGGGUGAUCGCAACAACCUCACAUUGUGGCAAGACGGCGAGGGCCUCAUCAAGCAUGUGACUGCCAAUAACAACAACACUAUUGUUGUUAUUCACUCUGUUGGACCGGUUCUUGUCAACUCCUUCUACGACAACGAGAACGUCACCGCCGUUCUUUGGGCUGGUCUGCCUGGACAGGAGUCUGGCAAUGCCAUUGCUGACAUCUUGUACGGCCACGUCAACCCUGGUGGCAAGCUGCCUUUUACCUUUGGUAGCGAUGCUGCCGAGUACGGCCCAGACCUCAUCUACGAGCCCAUUGCCGGCGCAGCCAGCCCGCAGGACAACUUUGAUGAGGGCGUGUUCAUUGACUACCGAGCGUUUGACAAGCAGAACAUCACGCCCGUGUACGAGUUCGGUUUCGGUCUCUCCUACACCACGUUUGAGUACUCGGACAUCAAGGUCAACAAGAUUUCAGCGGGCGCUUACACACCCACCACUGGCCAAACCAGCGCUGCUCCUACCUUUGGCAAUUUCAGCACUGAUCCUGCUGACUACCAGUUCCCGGCCAGUAUCUCCCGCGUCCGCACGUACAUUUACCCUUACCUCAACUCGACCGAUCCUCGUGCCGCCUCUGGUGACACCGACUACGGAGUCAACUACACCUGGCCUGAGGGUGCGGUCGAUGGCUCACCUCAACCUCGCAUCGCUGCUGGUGGUGCUCCAGGUGGUAACCCAGAAUUGUGGGAUGUGCUCUUCACCGUUGAGGCCACCAUCACCAACAACGGCAGCCUCGCAGGUGACGAAGUUGUACAGCUGUACGUGUCCCUCGGUGGCCCAGAGGACCCCAAGAUUGUUCUCCGUGGCUUCGAUCGUCUAUCCAUUCCAGCUGGACAGAGCUCUACUUUCCACGCCGACAUUACGCGCCGCGAUGUGUCGAACUGGGAUACAGCCAGCCAGAACUGGGUGAUUUCCGAGUACCCCAAGAAGGUGUAUGUCGGUGCCAGCUCGCGCAAGUUGAUUCUUGAAGCAGACUUGGAUCUGAGCGAUUACCAGUCCUGA
Messenger RNA from Plenodomus lingam JN3, 2478 nucleotides. The record is from RefSeq and is a predicted model, not a curated record. NCBI's taxonomy places the organism in Eukaryota, Fungi, Ascomycota, Dothideomycetes, Pleosporales, Leptosphaeriaceae.